Molecule: messenger RNA, 2133 nt
Organism: Menidia menidia (Atlantic silverside)
Lineage: Eukaryota; Metazoa; Chordata; Actinopteri; Atheriniformes; Atherinopsidae
Source: the annotation of a GenBank genome assembly
UUGGCCGUCUCUUCCGCUGCCGGGGCUCCUUUUGAACACGCAGCUCCGCUCGCUAUUGGUCGGACGCGUGUCUGGGGCGUUCCACCGAGGCCGUCCCGGUUGUGUCCGGGUAAGAUGGCGUUGGAAGAGCAGUGCUCGGCACCACCUCAAUGGCGGGCCAUAUCAGUGACACACGUAGAGUUCCCCGAGGGUGAUCUGACGGGACAGCUGCUGGCCUACAUUAGUCUCCUACCCAUCGCCGUUUUUGUGGGUUUUGUCACACUCAUAAUGUUUAAACGGGAGCUCCACACGAUUUCCUUCUUCGGAGGGCUCCUCCUGAACGAAGGAGUGAACUGGGUGCUGAAGCACAUUCUCAGAGAGCCGCGCCCUUGUGCAGGAGCUCACACAACCACGCACACAGAAUAUGGGAUGCCCUCCAACCAUUCCCAGCUCAUCUGGUUCUUUGUUGUUUACUUCUUUCUUUUCCUUUAUUUAAGAAUGCAUCAAACAAACAAUGCGCGGUGUGUGGACCUGCUGUGGAGACAUAUACUGUCCAUCAUGCUGUUGGGCAUGGCCAUGUCAGUGUCCUACAGCCGGGUGUAUCUGUUGUACCACACCUGGAGCCAGGUGUUCUACGGGGCAGUGGCAGGCAGUACCAUCGCCAUAAUCUGGUUCUUCUUCACGCAAGAGGUGCUGACACCAUUAUUCCCCAAAAUAGCAGCGUGGCCAAUAUCAGAGUACUUCCUGGUGAGAGACACAAGCCUGAUCCCCAACAUCUUAUGGUUUGAGUACACAGUGACCAGAUCAGAGGCCAGGAACAGACAACGAAAGCUUGGAACAAAACUGCAGUGAUGACACAGUUCUUUUGUGAAACUGAGUUUAGGACCACACGCACGCACGCGCACACACACACACACUCAUAGUCAUUCUCAAACGCAGACAAACACACUGGAGAACCAUCUUUGGACCGACGCGGUUGCAGGGAGUGUUGGGUAGAACGCGUUUACAGGCGGCGGCAGAGUGCCUGGACCCGGCCGGAGCCCACAGCCUGAGCAAGUCCGUCCCAACGCCUUUCCCUCUUGUACAGCUUGCCCAAAAAUGCUCUUCAAUGCAUGCAAGACUGUGCAAGAGGCAUACUAUUUAAUGAUAGAUUAAUAUAUAUAUUUUAACUAUUAAAGCACGCUGACGGUAACCGUUUACUGUGAGAGAUGCAAAAAGGAGGCUUUGGUCCGGGUUUGAAACUAAUUGGUAGGCGUCAUUACAGCAUGUGUUUAGUGAUAGUUUUUUUUUUUUUUUUUUGGUUUUUUUGAUACUCUGACGGAUAGCUGGUUAGAAAGGGUGGUAAUGGCUUUGUUGGCAAUAUGUUGGAAUCAAGCAUCUUUCAUUAUGAUAGAAAAUGAACAAUUUCUACAUGAGAAUUUGCACUUUGUGAAUUUAUCAUUAAAAAAAAAAGACUAACACUAGUUUAAUGUUAAGAACCCCUUCCCCCUCCCUUCCACCCCUUCAUCAGUCUUUGCUCUGUCUCUGACUGCCAGUCCAAGCAUAUCAGACUCCAAAACAGUGUAAAUGUAUCGUCUCUUCUAUAAUAAUCACCAUUUCUGUUCUUAUCCAUGUUUGAGGGUUAUGAAACGGAAUGAGAGCAGCAGGUUUGACUUUUUCUUUUCUAUUUUUUUUUCUUUUUUCUUAGCUCACUUUGGACUGAGAAAGGUGUUUCUUGAUGCCUCACACACAGUAGCAGCCUGGGAACAGAGUUCUGGGGAUCAGUUUUCAUUUUUUAAAAAUUCCAUUUCUUAUCUAUAUUUCUGCUGUUGCAGAGAAGUUUUCUUUUUACCUGCAUCUCUGAGAUAACAUUCCAUAUCCUUUAGUGAGAAAAAAAAAAGACUGCCAGGGGAUGUGUUUUUUUUUGUUUUCCUUUUUAAGAUAAAAAAAAAAAACUAGCCUCAGGUCAGUCGUAGCAUGUGAUUUCUGGUUACUCCUCGCAGCCUACGGUAGCUGGUGUUCAUAGCUGUCCAAUGGCAAUCUGAAGCUAAUUUAAACAAAAAAAAAAAAAAGUCAUAUCAUUAGCUCCACAAAGGGAAGUAGUUCUCUUAGAAAUAAUUUUUUUUCAUGUGUAACCUAUAUCGGGCUGAAUAAAAUGUGUUUAUGUACAACAGA